AACUUUUAUUGACUUUUCAGAGGACGUUGCCAGGCAACUUGCUCUUCUCAGCGUUCGUUUGUCACAUAUUGAACAGUGGGACAGAAACGUUCAUUACCUUCGUGGCUCGUGUGUGUACGCGUGGUGGAGGCUGGAUGCUGAAGAGUUUUUAUUAAUUGCGCCUGAUAAGGAUAUAACAAAAUGGCUGCCCCUAUGCCCAUCAACCCCAAGCCUUUUUUGAACAACCUUACUGGCAAGUCUGUGUUGGUGAAGCUGAAGUGGGGACAGGAGUACAAGGGAUUCCUGGUGUCAGUGGAUGGUUACAUGAACCUGCAGCUGGCCAACACCGAGGAGUUCAUUGAUGGCAACUGCACGGGCAGCCUGGGUGAGGUUCUGAUCCGCUGUAACAACGUACUAUACGUCAAAGGCGGCGAGGACGACGACGAAGAUGGCGAGAUGCGAGAGUGAUCUCACGGGACCAUUAUUUGUCCACACAUACAUUCUCACAUUGUGUCAUCAUACUCUGUCCCACUCUCAUGUGAAUACAGUAUAACAUUGUAA
Molecule: messenger RNA, 540 nt
Organism: Amphibalanus amphitrite
Lineage: Eukaryota; Metazoa; Arthropoda; Thecostraca; Balanomorpha; Balanidae
Product: small nuclear ribonucleoprotein F
Exons: 3
Coding region: 181-447 (88 amino acids)
Biological process (GO): spliceosomal snRNP assembly; mRNA splicing, via spliceosome
Cellular component (GO): U1 snRNP; catalytic step 2 spliceosome
Molecular function (GO): RNA binding
Source: RefSeq, a predicted model, not a curated record